AUAUUCCCAGAAGUAGACUACCACAAAGUGGAUAACCCAUGAUUGGGAAAACUUACUUAUAAGCGAAACAUAAACUUUUUAUUUCAUAAAGUCGAACGUAAUAUCAAAUUGAAAAUCAUACAAAGCAUCAAGAUUCAAAUGUACAACAUGUUCCUGCACGUCUCCGUUGCGUUACUUUUAGGAUCGUUUUGCUCUGCAUCGACGAUUUCGAAUCCACGCGAAGAUCACGAAUUUCAAUGUUCCAUCGAUGUAUAUCUACGAGAAGAAUGCAAUAUAUCUACAACCAAUGAACUUGAAUGUCUGAGCUCAGGAUGCUGUUUCUCUGACGACCCCUAUGACGCCGUGAAAUGUUACAAGAAACGUAAAGACACAAUGACUAUAAAAUGUGAAGUACAAGAGUCUUCAAGGAAAGAUUGCGGAUAUGGAGGAAUCACACCAACAAGAUGUGAGGACUUGGGAUGUUGCUUUGAGGCUAGCAACAUGGCCGGAGUUCCCUGGUGCUUUUAUGCAAAAGAAGAAAAAAAUGAAAAAGAAGAAUCAACCAAGGAGCUAAAAACUUCUCUGAUAAACAAGUUCAAGUCUGGUCUCGAUUCAAUAUUUGAACAAGAGUCUUUGAAACCAGAUACCGAUAAUAAAGUAACAUCGGAGGAAGGAGUUUCAGAUUGGUUGGAAAACUUGUUAGAUCAGAUCUCAACUAUCACUACUGGACCAGUAGAGUCACCCGAAAAUUUCUAUGGAAGACCUGGUGAGGAAAUUAACCCAAAGAUGGUUGAAGAUGAGAAAGCAUGCAUGAAAACAUAUGAGCUGCUGUUAUCUGUGAAUGGACAAUUUGAAUGUGAAAUAUACCCAAUCAGACGAGUUGAGUGUAUAUCCGGUGGACUCCGAUUGCGUGAAGACGAGAGUGAAUGCACAGCAUGUACAAAGCUUGGAUGUUGUUACGAUCCAGAAAUGAAAGGAAGCGGAACACCGCACUGUUACAGAGGUCGACCAAUUGUUGUUUCUUCCGCAUUGCCCACUACAACAACUACACCAGCGCCUACAACAAAUCCAAGAUGGUCGAUGUUAUUGAAUCAAUUGGGUAUUAGACCAGAAGAAAGUUCCGCUUCCAGAAACCCAUUCACAACGCAAAAUAAAAGUCUAUGGAAUCAGGGUCAAAGUUCACCAUGGAGUCAAACAUCGAAUCUGCAACCUCCUGUUAAUUUUCCUGGAGCUAACCAAUUACAAGGCGCUGGCAGUUUUGAAGAAAGUCUGUUUCAUCAAAUUAACUCACAAAAUGGAAUUGGAAGCAGCAACAACAACUUUCUAAACGGCCUGAAGCCGAUACAAGGUAACGGAAUAACAAGCAACAAUGUGAAAAGUAUUUUGAACGCUCUUAACCCUGUACAAUCGACUGGUGCUUUUACUAACACAGACAAUACUAACACUGGAAGCAUUUUGAGCGCAUUGCGUCCAGUAAAUAAUAACGGUGGUUUGUCCGGUAUUCUGAGUGCAUUGAAACAACCACAAGUCAACGAAGUUGGAAACAGCGGAGGAAAUAGUCUUGUGAAUAACCUUUUAAAUUCUCUUAAAAAAUCAUCUUCGUCGGGCCAUUCCAGCUCUACUAACACGCAUGCUAACAAUAUUUUUGGUGGAUUAAAUGUUGAUCGAGAACAUGUCAGCAGCAAUGCCAAUAUUGCUAAUCUACUAACAUCUUUCGGAGACAAAAAUAACAACGGUGGCAGCUUGAUUUCAUCUUAUCUGUUAAAUAAAAUUACUAACCAAAACAAUCCUACUUCAAAUUUGCCUGGUUUGCCUAACUUAAGCUCUCUAUUGUCUGAAAAUGUUGGAUCAAAUCGGGUUAAUUCUGCAUCAACAGGAGACUCUAACACCCAGCGUCCAGGAAUCCCAAAUUUAGCUUCGCUACUCUCUGGAAACAGUGUAACAUCUGGAAGUUCUAACACUCAACGUCCAGGAAUCCUUAAUUUGGCUUCUUUACUCUCUGGAAAUAGUGCAACAACAGGAGGUUUCAACACUCAACGUCCGGGAAUCCCAAGUUUGGCUUCCAUACUAUCUGGAAACAGUGCAUCGACAGGGGGAUCUAACACCCAACGUCCAGAAAUUCCAAAUUUGGCUUCUUUGAUUUCUGGAAACUCUGCAUCAACCGGAGGCACUAACACCCAACGUCCUGGAAUUCCAAAUUUGGCUUCUCUGCUAUCUAGCAACACUGCAUCAACAGGAGGCAGCAACUCUAAGUCAUCGAGUGUUUCAAGUUUGACUUCUCUCUUAUCUGGCAACUCUGCGGCGGGAAGUGACGCCAAGCCCUCGGGACUAGCAAAUCUAGCUUCUAUCCUAGCAGGAAAUUCUGCUCCAUCCUCGGGAAGCAAUACAAAACAAAGCAGUCUUUUCAAUUUGGCUUCUAUCUUGUCUGGAAAUUCGAACGGUUUAAAUCUGGGUUCAACAAGCAGUGGCUCUACAAAACCAGCUGGUUUAUCAAAUCUGACAUCAAUGAUUUUUGGGAAUCGUGUUCAGACAAAUCGUGAAGCACCAAAGUCCGCCACACCGACUCCAGAACAGAGCAAGUAUCUUCCAGAUAUGUUCGAAUAUUUUGGAGGAUCUAAACCGGAACAACUCUGCUAUCCAAAGAACUGUGGUACUCUAGGAGAAAUGCAUUCACAACGAACUACGCGACGAAUCGUUGGAGGGCAGUGGACAGGCGGAAUUGAUUAUUGGCCAUGGAUGGCUUCAUUCCGACGUAACUUUACUGAUGACUGGACCUAUAAACACGUUUGUGGAGCAGCGUUAAUAUCAGAAAGAUGGAUUCUUACUGCAGGACAUUGUUUUAUGCUUUACAGAUCUAAAGCAGAAAAAGUUGUUGGACAAAAAGAAACCAAUAUAAAUGCUUUUACAAUUCAUCUGGGAGCAUAUUACAGAGAUAUUGCUGAGCUUACCUUGCAAGUAUUUGCUCUUGAGAAAUUCAUCGCUCAUCCCGAGUAUGACUUCAGAAGCUUGAAGCAUGACAUCGCUGUAGCGAAAUUACUGGAACCAGCCGUGAUAAACAAUCAUGUUAGACCUAUAUGUUUGCCUUUUAAAACAAAUAUGAUGGAAGUUGGUGCUACAACGUGGGUCACUGGAUGGGGAGAAACAUUACAUGUUGGAGAUCACAAUGAAUCAAAACUGAAAGAACUUCCAUUGCCCUUGAUUUCACAAUAUGAAUGUAAAAACCACUGGAAAAAUCAUUUUCACGAGAGUUGGAUUUGUACGGAAGGAGCUUAUCUGGAAGAUGCAUGCACUGGUGAUUCUGGUGGUCCUCUUGUUCGACAAGGUUACGACGGCAGAUGGAAAGUCGUAGGUGUUGCAAUUGCUGGAACUAAACGUUGUUCGACAGACCGUACUGAUAUUAGACCGGGAAUUUACACCAAUGUUGCUUAUUAUAGAGAAUUUAUUGAUUCCGCUACAAAUGGAGUUUGUCAUUGAUUAAAUUAUUCUAGAUAUUCUGCGUUAAAGUGCCAAUUAGACGCGUGAU
Styela clava is the source of this 3502-nucleotide messenger RNA. RefSeq lists its product as uncharacterized. Gene Ontology annotation, biological process: proteolysis. Gene Ontology annotation, molecular function: serine-type endopeptidase activity. The record is from RefSeq and is a predicted model, not a curated record. Lineage: Eukaryota; Metazoa; Chordata; Ascidiacea; Stolidobranchia; Styelidae.